AUGGUAGUGGUGGUUGAUGGUGGAUGUGGCCAUGAUGAUGGUGGUUGUGGUGCUGAUGGUGGUGUUGCUGAUGCCGAUUAUGUUGGUGGAGGUGAUGGUGGUAAUGUUGAUGAUGAUGGUGGUGGUAAAGGUGAUUAUGAUGGUAAUGAUGAUUAUGAUGGUAGUGGUGCUGGUGGUGGUCCUUGUGCUGGUGAAGGUGGUGCUGGUGGAUGUGCAGAUGGUUGUGUUGGUGGUCAUGGUGCUGGUGAUGGUCACGAUAAUGGUGGUAGUGGCGAUGGUGGACGGUCUGAUGGUGGUGGUGCUGGUGAUGAAGAUGGCGGUGACGGGGCUACAUUGGCAGUAUUUUUCGCACCGGAUGCUGUGGACAACAUUAUCAACAAAGAUAUGUAG
Molecule: messenger RNA, 390 nt
Organism: Mya arenaria
Lineage: Eukaryota; Metazoa; Mollusca; Bivalvia; Myida; Myidae
Product: ctenidin-1-like
Exons: 1
Coding region: 1-390 (129 amino acids)
Source: RefSeq, a predicted model, not a curated record